Messenger RNA from Closterium sp. NIES-65, 2613 nucleotides. The record is from the annotation of a GenBank genome assembly. NCBI's taxonomy places the organism in Eukaryota, Viridiplantae, Streptophyta, Zygnematophyceae, Desmidiales, Closteriaceae.
AUGGAGCGACACGACGAAGGAUUCCAUGCUGACGUGGAGGACGCGGAUGAUGACGGGAUGAUGGACCACUUGAGCGACCCGGGUGUUUAUUUCCAGCAGGAGACCGCGAACGAGGUGGCGCUGUCGCAGGCCAUGCGAUGGUGCAACCCGGACGACGACGUCGCGAACAAGUCCAACUAUUCGCACACGACGCCGGUCAGCCCUACCGCUGGAGAUCUCGAUGGUUCUCCUGGAGAGAAUCGCGGGGACGCGGUGUUGGCGCGCGAGGAGGCAGAGAAGCGCACGUCGCUAAGCGACGCGUCCGUGGAGAAUGUCGCCCUUUGGAGUCGCAGUCGCACGACGAUGGAGCACGACGACUAUGCGCACAUGUUCGACGCGCACGGCGGACUGCAGCCCGACGGCGACCGCGGUAAGAUCCGCGCAGACGGGGACGGGGGAGACGAGGGGGGAGAGAGGGAAGAGAGGGAAAGGCUCGAGGAGGAUAGGGACGAAGCGUGUGGUUAUCGGGAUGGGACGGGAGCAGACAGAUUCGGCGCGGAUGGAGACUACGAUGACGAUGACGAUAACGAUAACCGUCACGGGAACGAUGACGUCAUGGGGUUCCAGUUCUGGCGCACGUCGCUUCCGCAGGACGGCAGCGCAGACGGGCAGCACGCGGACGACGCGGAGUCGGCGCACGCGGCGGAGUACGGUACGAUGUGGCACAACAUGACAGGGCACCUCGAGAACAUGAAAGAUGACUGGGCGGAGGCGCAGGCGGUGGCGGAAGGGGAGGCAGGCAGCGGGGGCGAGGCGGAAGCCGACGACGAUACGCGGAGCCAAGCGUCCGCGCAUUCCGACACGGCGCUGCUCCUGGAUCACCUGCAGCUGGGGGUGUCGGGGCCGCUGUCGGUGCUGCCGUGGGACGAGGAGGCGGAGGAGGAGGCGGCGCAGGAGGCUGCGCGGGAUGCGCGGGAGGAGAUUCGCGCCUCGCGGGCGGAAAUGUACUUCAGCCCGGAGGGGGAGGAAGCGGAAGCGCCAAGAGGGGGAGAAGAGCCGUUUUCCUUGGGCCCGUCCGCCGUUGACGCCAGGGGCGCGGAUGGCCUUCCGCAGCGGGACGCUUCCGCCAUCCCCGCCGGAGAGGACGUUGGCGCGGGGGAUUCCGCAGCCAGUGAGGGCGCAACCAGCGACCAGGCGGGGCGGACCGAGCCCCGCUCGGACAUGCUUCUUCCGCGCAUCCGCACCACGGGGGACCUCCUCCUCGCCUGUCCGCCCACAGGCGCAUCUUCCCCCGUCGGCGAAGCGGCAGCCGGCGCGGACGCCAUUGCGGCGGACGCGCAGUCCAUGCCGGAGCUGGGGGACGUGCAGCUCUCCGCAGUGGAAGGAAGCGCAGGCGCGGGGACCAUCGGCUCGGGGGAGGGCAUUGGCGGAGCGUCCGCGGGGAAAGCGGCAGGUGUGGCGGGAGGAGAGGCGAAGGAGGCGGGGAAGGCGGGGGAGAUGACGGCGAUGUGGCUGGCGGGCAUCCCGCGCGUGGAGGCGUGGGUGCGGUGCCUCCCGCGCGGGCAGUGGGAGCCCGGCAUGAGCAAGCGCUCCAUGUCGCACGGCCACAUGCACGGAGGGGGCGCGGCGGCGGCGGGGAAUCUGCAGGCCGCGGUGGCUGUGGGGGCGGCGGCGGCGGCGGAGCAUGCGGGGAGGGUGGUGCGCGGGCUGGACAAGCACGCGGCGGCCGUGUACCUGUCCAUGCGCGGGCUGCUGGUCGUUCCGCCGCUGGGGGCGUUCUCGUCGCUCAAGACGCUCGACCUGUCGCGCAACAACAUCACGUCGGUGGCAACAGGGGUGCUGCCGAGGUCGCUGCACAUCCUGGACCUGUCACACAACCGCCUGGCCGCUGUGGAGGGGCUAAGAGAGCUCUCACGCCUCAAGGUGCUCAACCUCUCCAACAACCGCCUCGCCCGCAUCGGCCACGGGUUGUCGGGGUGUGUGGCGCUGAGGGAGCUGUACCUAGCGGGCAACAGGGUGGGCGAGGUGGAGGGGCUGCACCGCCUGCUCAAGCUCACCGUGCUCGACCUGGGCGCCAACAAGGUCACCACCACCAAGGCCCUCGGCCAGCUCGCCGCCAACUACGCCUCGCUGCGUGCACUCAACCUCGCAGGAAACCCCAUCCAUGUGAACCUGGGGGAUGACGCCUUCAAGCGCUACCUCAUUGGCCUGCUGCCACAGCUGCUGUACCUGAACCAGCGCCCCAUCAAGACGCCCUCGUCUCGCGACGCGCUCUCCGACCCGCUCAAGGCGCGAGGGGCCAGUGCGCCCCAGCUGCACCACGGGCACUCCUCCCGCUCCGCCUCUCGCACCGCUGGUGGCAGCACCUCACGGCACCGCACUGGCGGGAACAGCAGCAGCGGGCUCAGGAAGGCUGGGACAGGAGGAGUGAGUGGGUCGGGGAGUGGAGGGGGGUCGAAGGAUGGGCACCACAGGACUCACCAUGGGUCGAGCAGUGGGGCUCAUCAUUCGUCCCGCACUCGCACGGCCACGGGCGGGCAUUCGACGCAUCGGAGUAGGUCGGGCGUGGCUGGUGGGAGCAGUGCAGGAGUGGGGGAGAAGUCUCGGCACCACCAUCACCAUCAUCACCAUUGA